GGCGACCUCUGAGCCGGAUCCUGAGGUUCCUUCGCGACGAGGACAGGGGAUACAGGGGAUCACGGACCGAAAAUGCUUUGGCUUUUGGCUGGAUGAGAGGUACUUUAAGCUGCCAGCUGGAGGAAUGGCGGCUGACGUCCACAAUAAGGGUGUGCCCUGGGAGAGCCAGAAUGGGGUCCUUGCCCCCGUGGAUCGCCUUCGCCAAGAUCGGUCUGACAGCCCCACUCCAGGCCUGGUUGAGGGGACAGAACCCGGUGCUGGACAGGACAGUGCCAUGUUCGUCCAUGCACAGUCCUUCGAGGACCUGAUGGCUGACGGCGAGGAUGUUCAGGCCACGUCUGUGGGAUCUGAAGGCGACCAGGAGCCAGAAGUGCUGGAGGAGCUGGGUGACCAAGGUCAGCAGACAAAGGAGGAUCAGCAGGAGAUACGGCCGGGAGUCAGGACCAAGGAGGAGGAUGUGACCAGCGAAUCGUGGCGGCAGCACAGGAAACACGUGUUUGUGCUGAGUGAGGCGGGGAAGCCCAUCUAUUCCCGCUAUGGCACAGAGGAGGCGCUCUCGAGUACCAUGGGGGUAAUGAUGGCGCUUGUCUCCUUUGUGGAGGCAGAGAAGGACAUCAUCGGGUCCAUCCAUGGAGAUGGCUACAAAGUGGUGUUUCUGCGCAAGAGUCCCCUGGUCCUGGUGGGCGUGGCUCAAACCCGCCAGUCGGAGCGAGAGCUGUCUCGCGAGCUGCACUACAUCUACUACCAGAUAAUCAGCCUGCUCACCCUGACUCAGCUCAACCACGUCUUCCGGCACAAGCAGAACUAUGAUCUGCGUCGUCUGCUGGCCGGCUCAGAGCACCUCACCGACAGCCUGCUCCGGCACCUGGACCGUGACCCGGGCUUCUUGCUGAGCGCCGUCACCUGCCUGCCCCUGACCAGUUCCACCCGGGAUGUCAUCUCCUCCAGCCUGCAGGCCUCCAGGGCCAAGAGCCUGGUCUUCUCCAUCCUAUUGGCGGGCAGUCGUUUGGUGACGCUGGUGCGCAAAAAGGACCAAUUCCUGCACCACAUGGACCUGCACCUUCUCUUCAACCUGGUGGGCUCCUCCUCCUCCUUCCGCGAGGGCGAAGGCUGGACACCCAUCUGUUUGCCCAAGUUCAACACCGCUGGCUUUUUCCAUGCUCACAUCUCCUACCUGGAACCGGCCUCAGACCUCUGCCUCAUCCUGGUCUCCACCGACCGCGAGGACUUCUUCAACCUGUCUGACUGCAAGCGCCGCUUUCUCGACCGCCUCCGCCGGCGCAGUGCCUACCAGGUCCUGCAGGAGGCGCUGAAGGCCCCUACCUAUUCUGUGUCCCAGGUGGGGAUCCCUGAGCUGCGACACUUUGUCUACAAGUCCAAGAGCUCUGGGCUCUACACCAGCCCCGAGUUCCCAGUGCCAUACCAGUCUGAGGAGGAGCAGGAGAGGCUGAUGGAGCUCUACCAGUACCUCCACAGCCGCAUGCAUCACCCUACACGCCCCCUGCGAUCAAUCUACAGCUGCGGCGAGUCGGAGAGUCUGCUGGCCUGGGUGACUAGUGGCUUCGAGCUCUACCUCUGUUUCAGUCCCCUGGCAACGAAGGCCCUGGCAACGGCCGCUAUCAACAAGCUGCUGAAGUGGAUCAGGAAGGAGGAGGAACGUCUCUUCAUUCUCAAUCCCCAGACAUACUGAUGGGGAGCUGCCCUGAGGAAAGGCCCAGGCUGUAAAUGAGGCCUACCUCUGCCCGGUAGCCUUGAUUAUCCCCCCAGAGUACUGCUGAAUGCUGGGAUUGAAGUAAAACCAAAACUGACACCCUCCCCCGAAUUAAACCACUGAUACUGGCUUGACUUACAUGUAGGGGACUUGAAUUUUUGGUGUGGCACUCUAGGACCAGAUGUACAGAACCUGAGCUUUGAAAGCUGUGAGGGUGAGAUCUUUUUAAGGGUAUAAUUGUAAGCUGUGUGAGGAACAGGCUGUGUAUGAUUGUCAGUUUGCUGGAAACAGAUUCUCUGUAGCAAUAUUUUUGUUGCAAUUGUAGAUAAUUUGAUGUUUCAGUGAAUAAGCAAAAGAGAAAACGACUCGCUGUGCUGUUAGUAGAAACUAACUACCUUUUUUUGCAUUAGACCUGUCACUGAGUUAACAUCUUAACAUAUCAGAAUGAUUCUUAUUGUUCAGCAGCAAAAGCCAAAUCGCAGGAUUGCUUCACUGUGACGAAGGGGACCACACAGCCCGUCCGAGUGGGUUUGGGACUCCCUCGCUAUGCUGUCACUGUGUGGAUACAUACCUUAAUCUCAAAGGUAUACGCUUAGCUUUGAUAAUGUGAAAAUCCAGCAGGAUCCAUGUAAAAAUUACCAUUUUGAUUUUUUUUAUUACCCAAGGAUAAGCGGAAGUAAAUGGAUGGAUGGAUGGGUGGACCCAAGUCAAUAAGUUGAAAUGCAAAAAAUUUGGAGAACUAGUUUUUGAGCAGUUCGCGUUUUCCAGUGUUUCAGUUUCUACAUUACAGGCUGUAACACUUGUCGCCCUUGCAGGGUGUCAUUGAACUAGUCUGGGGCUCGCAGUGCGAACACUGUACUCUGCCUACUGGUCACUGCAAGUUGGGAUUCAGACAAAAGCAAUAAUUACAUUUUUGCAUUGACAUUUCACUUGCACAGUAAAAAUGUAACACUUCACUUGAGAGGGCACAAAUAAUUAGUAGCAACUCAACAAAUAUGGUAGCUACUUAAGGUAAAAGAUACGUCAUAAUUCAUUAAUGAUGAACAAACAUGAGAUCAGUAUUUCACUUGUCUUAUUCAUUACUUGUUCCUUCAGUAGUUCCUUAGUAAUUCACAGAGGAUUACAGAAUUAACUGAGAAAGUAACAGAUGUCGCAGCUGCUUGGGAUGAAAGAUGCAUCAUGAUUCAUUAAUGAUGAACAAACAUGAGAUCAGUAUUUAACUUGUGUUAUUCGUGACUUUUUCCUUCAGCAGUUCCUUCAAUAGUUCAGAAAGGUUUACAGAAUUAACAGAUUUAGCAACAAAUAUAGUAACUGCCUGGGAUAAAAGAUGCGUUGCGACUCAUUAAUGAUGAACGAACAUGAGAUCAGUAUGUAACUAUGAUUUAGUUUGUGGUUAAUAUAUAAAUAAUAGCAUAAUACUACAAUAUUUGUGUCCCCUUAAAAUGUUACUAUAAAAACAAACAUUUGACAAUGAGCUCAAGGAAAUUAACAACACUCUGAAAAAUGUGUUCCAUUGUCACUGGGGUUGUACCCUUGUAAUCGUACCUUUUAAAGUGUUAAAAUCAUCCCAAAUGUACAAAAAGUAUUAAUGCACCAUCAAUGGUACAGAAAUGUUCCUCAGUGUCCAUUUCUGUACCUUAAAAAGUACAAUUACCUGCAGCUAGGGUACAAUUUUCAGACACUUGCAGCCCCAGUGACAAGCAAAGGUACAAAUUUGUACCCUUCUUACUGAGAGUGAAAGGGCCGACUUCUGUCGAUCUUCAAGGUUAACGUUACCAUAGGCCUAGCCUAACUGUCCUGUUUGUGCUAAGGUGCUAAGAUUAAUUGUGUUUAUGCUAAGGUGCUAAGAUUAAUUGGCUAGAUGUUAACUACAGUUACAGUUAUAAUCACAAAGAGUAAUUACGUCUGCAUAAUCAACAAGAAGAGACAUACUAAUAUCAUGCAGUCCGAGAAAUCAUGCAGGCUAACUACAACAGACUCCUCCUACUAGAUUUGCAAGCACCAUGGACACCCCCAUUCAGUGGUAGAAUCCAUAGCGUUGAAAGAGAAGAGUGAAAGAAUGGUCACAUCAUCACUUUCCAUUUUCUGGUUUCCACUGUGAAGGUUUAGGUUGGAAAGCAACAACUUGACUUCUAUUUUUAACUUGUCAAUUUGGGCAAUAAUAAAAAGAAAUUCUAAAUGAUAAGCGUUACACAAACCCAGCAGGUAUAUUUCCCAUGGCUUAGAUGUUCAUUUUGACUGUUUCUGUUUGUUCUGUGUUUUUUUAUGAUUAUAAUUUAAAGAUAUUGGGCUUCAAUUUGCUCAUCUGUAUCUGAAUGCCUUUUCUUCUGGUGAAUGACAUUAGUGUAUUUACUUAUUUGAUUUUUAACCAUCAUAGUCAGUGAGAGCGGAUUGGUAUCUGCACUCAUACGAUUUAUUUUAAACUAAAGUGCAAAUCUGAGCUUUGUUUGGCUACCUAAAUUAUUCUUUCUGCUGGACUUAAUUGGGAUGCAACUGGAACUAUUUUCUUUGGAUGCUGUAAGUCCAACUCUGUGGAGAUGAAGUAAGUGAUACUUCUAAAGCUUCAUCUGUGCAUUGCGUGGAAUCGAGGCUACAGUCUCCUGAUCUUUGAGAUGUAGAAAGUGGAGGAUUUUAAUGCGUGGCGUCUGCUUAGAUUUUAAUGGCAGCAAAUCUCCCUAAUGGAAAAAUGUAUAAAAAUAUUAACCGUGUUACAUUCAUUAUCUUAAUAAAUGCGGAAAAAGGUUAA
Molecule: messenger RNA, 4457 nt
Organism: Paramormyrops kingsleyae
Lineage: Eukaryota; Metazoa; Chordata; Actinopteri; Osteoglossiformes; Mormyridae
Gene: mon1a
Product: MON1 secretory trafficking family member A
Biological process (GO): protein targeting to vacuole; vesicle-mediated transport
Cellular component (GO): Mon1-Ccz1 complex
Source: RefSeq, a predicted model, not a curated record